CUUGGGAGGACAGCCGAGGAGGCAGGGUCCUUCUCCUGAGCGGUCGCGCAGGCAGCGGCCGCUAGAAGCCGGAGACCGGGCGUCAUGUAUUACAAGUUUAGUGGCUUCACGCAGAAGUUGGCGGGAGCAUGGGCUUCCGAGGCCUAUAGCCCCCAGGGAUUAAAGCCUCUAGUUUCCACAGAAGCACCGCCUAUCAUAUUUGCCACACCAACUAAACUGACUUCUGAUUCUACUGCAUAUGAUUAUGCUGGGAGAAACAAAGUUCCAGAGCUGCAGAGGUUGUUCCAGAAAUCCGAUGGUGUGCCCAUCCACCUGAAACGAGGCCUGCCUGACCAAAUGCUUUACCGGACCACCAUGGCGCUGACGCUGGGAGGGACCAUCUACUGCCUGAUCGCCCUCUACAUGGCUUCACAGCCCAGAAACAAAUGAGUUGGGCUGCAGAGGACUGGUUUGCUUUUUGGCAUAAACCCUUUGAAUUUUCAUUUUUCAUUGUUUCUGUAAAAUUUUUCUUUUUUACUUGAAUGGUCUACUUAACAUUUUGCAGGAAAAAUAGGAAGAUAUUAAGACGGUAUUUUGGUUUGUUUAUGAAAUGCUCAUGGCCUGUCAGAGCUCAUUCGACAGUUAAAACUGUUGUUUAAAGCAGUGCUGCUGCUCUCCGAGCUUGGGCUCCUGAUUCCCCGGGAGGUUCUGCAUGAAGGUUGCACGCAGGCUCGUGAACAGCAGUCUGUGCUUAGGGUCUUGGGGACUUAGAGUGGGGUUUUGAGCAUGGGGUGCUGAAGCCUUUCUAGGUUUGGAUGUGAGCGGGGAAGGAAGACCGAAGUGAGGCCAAGCACAUAAACUGAGGGAUUUGAGUUAGUGGUCACCUUGGGGAUUUUUCCAUCUUGCAGUAAAAUGUUAACAGAAAUUAUCUGCAGCCUGUCUCUAUUCAUCAGGCAGUUUGUUUCUAAGGGUUAUUUGCCUCAUCUCAGAUCUUUAGUGACGUUUUUUGUGUAAUUGUUGUGUAUUUAUUCCACCAUGGGAACAGAGAACACCUGUUUAGUGUUGCACUUUAGACUGAUGUCUGUUUUAUUAAUGCAGCUGUGACACAAAUUCCCCUUUACCUUUUAAAAAUGUUAUGGCUUUAAAUUAUGAUUUAUUUUGAUUGUGGAAUAAAUACAUGGAUUAAAAAAUCUCAA
Equus quagga is the source of this 1175-nucleotide messenger RNA. RefSeq names its product cytochrome c oxidase subunit 7A-related protein, mitochondrial (gene COX7A2L). The record is from RefSeq and is a predicted model, not a curated record. The transcript is spliced from 3 exons. Gene Ontology annotation, biological process: mitochondrial respirasome assembly; mitochondrial electron transport, cytochrome c to oxygen; regulation of oxidative phosphorylation. NCBI's taxonomy places the organism in Eukaryota, Metazoa, Chordata, Mammalia, Perissodactyla, Equidae. Bases 85 to 429 code for a protein of 114 amino acids.